This is a messenger RNA of Lactuca virosa, 1991 nucleotides long. The record is from the annotation of a GenBank genome assembly. Lineage: Eukaryota; Viridiplantae; Streptophyta; Magnoliopsida; Asterales; Asteraceae.
AAUUAUCGUGUGUCAGUCUCUUGAAGUUCAACAAAACACCAUCAUGGGCCUCGUGACACCACUUGUCUUUUGCUCUUUCUCUCUCUAAUUUCCCCUCCCAGAUGCCCGCCAUUUUCUCCGUAAUCGCACUAUAAUGAUUCACUGUAACCACGAUUGAAGCUGUAAUUUCCGCCAUUAACAAUGCAGGAGCUAAGAUUUCAAGAUCACAAAAUCAGCAUUACCAGUAGCCAGUCGAGAUCGAGCUACGGCGGAGCUGGUGCUGGUGCCGGUGGUGGUAGUCCUGACUCCGUCAUAUUCUCCAAUUUCAGCCUCUUUUCUUCUUCCGCUUCAGCUAGCGUUGAGCGAUGUUCUUCUGCUUCAGAUGUUCUUGAUCGAGAUUCCAUCGUCUCCGAAAUGUCUCUGCAUUUGUCGGGACGUGGUUUCCGUGAUUCCUCCUCCUCCGCAAGGGGUCCAGAUCCAGAUCCAAACAAUAAUUCUACAGUGGUUAGGAGCGGAGGUCAGCAUCCAGUAAGCAAAAAAGCGGAAAAAGCAAAAGCUAUAAUAGAUUACACUGAUGUCGAAACACAUGGUGAGAAGCAUCAAACUCUAGAUUCAGCAAGAAGCUCCUUCUCUCAAGCUCUAAAAGAUUGCCAAACACGAAAGUCAAGAUCUGAAAUUCUAUCAAGGAAGUCUGACAGGAGAAGACCAACAUCUUUAGAUCUCAACAAUCAAGUAAUAAAUGUAACCACUUCUUCUCCAAGACUUGCUAUGAAAACCUCUGUUUCAAGUCGAAGAACAAGCUUAUUCCCAAGUCCUGUGACCCCAAAUUAUCGUCCUGCAAACAUGAAAGGAUGGAGUUCAGAACGUGUGCCUUUACCUACCAACACUAACAGAAGACAAGUGAGUUCUGGAUUAAUGUCUUACAAUAGUGGAAGAACACUUCCUUCCAAAUGGGAAGAUGCUGAAAGGUGGAUAUGUAGUCCAGUUGGAGGAGAAACUGCUUUAAAACAAUCAAUUCAACAGUCACAAAGAAGACAAAAGUCAAAGAGUGGUCCACUUGGGCCACAUGGAUCUUCAUUCUACUCCAUGUAUUCCCCUGCUGUACAUACAUUCGAUGGAGGGAAUAUAGGAAGUUUAAGUUUGCUCAAUGGAUCGCCAUUUUCAAGUAGAAUAAAUUCAAAUAACAAUGUUGAUCGAAAUGAGAAUAGUGGAAACUUCCCUUCAUUGACUGAGCCAUGUAUGGCAAGGUCAGUCAGUGUACAUGGUUGCUCUGAAUCAUUAAGUCAAUCAUUGUUACGUAUAACUCAAGAUGGAAAAACUAGUGCUACAAACAUUUCUGGUGAUGUUUCAAGGAGAGAUAUGGCAACACAAAUGAGCCCUGAGGGUAGUCCAUACUCGUCUCCUAAAAUGAGAAACUCUGUCUCUGUUUCCAAUUCUCUUACUGUGGAUGAGUUGCAGCAGAUCCGAAUUUCUAAAGCAGAUGUGAGAGAUGUACAGGUGGAUGAUCAGGUCAGUUUGUCAAGAUGGUCAAAGAAAACUAGAACUCGGAUUCCGGGCAGGCGGGCAGGGUCAGAAAUGGUGGAUGACUGGAAAAGAAAAGCGUUGGAGGUUCGGUCUGCAGAUUGGGAAGUUUCAGAGAUGACUAAAAGUCUUUCAAAGGUUAAACGGGAGGAAGCUAAAAUUACUGCUUGGGAGAAUCUCCAGAAGGCAAAAGCAGAAGCAUCCAUACGCAAACUUGAGAUGAAAUUGGAAAAAAAGCGAUCGUCUUCCAUGGAUAAGAUUAUGAACAAACUACGAUCAGCUCAAAAAAAGGCACAAGAAAUGAGAGGGUCGGUUUUAUCUAAUCAAGUUCCUCGAUCUUCUUCAGCUUCUUCUUCUUCACACAAGGCCAUCUCACUUAUCAGGACUCCACAAAUAGGUUCCUUAAGUGGCUGCUUUACUUGCCAUGCAUUUUAACAACCUAUUUGUGGAUGCCUUAUAGGUAAUUCCUGUUUGCUCUCUACGUAUGUGCU